Peronospora farinosa is the source of this 1716-nucleotide messenger RNA. The record is from the annotation of a GenBank genome assembly. NCBI's taxonomy places the organism in Eukaryota, Oomycota, Peronosporomycetes, Peronosporales, Peronosporaceae.
AUGACUCGACUUCGAAUAGCGUUAGCUGUGCUCAUUGCUUUCAUUGAUUUCACAACUACGGAAAGUAUUGACUUUGACUGGAACUUUUUGAACCACGAUGAUGAUUCCGUACCCGAUUCAUCCGCCAAACUAACCGAGCCCCCGGCUUCAUCAAGUAGUUCGUUACAUGACGAAACAAGUUCCUCAGCCGACAUCCACGCGAAAUCUGCUGCUGCCAUAAGUACUAUCAAAUCAACCUAUCGCAACUGGGUGGGUCCCUGGAAGAUGUCGCCGGAUACCGCGUGCUACCGCCAAGCUCAUAUAAUGAACGUUUGCCCCGAUAACUUUGAUCGAAACGAGAUAACAAACACGUGUUGGGCGGAAUGCCCGGUAGAGUAUCCCGUCGAGUGCGGCAUGGAAUGCAUCCGACAAAAUGAUGACUGCGGAAUUGAAGUGACUAGCAAAGUCUCAGCCGUAGCUAUGACAGUUUUCAGCAGUGCAACAUUUGGUGUGUUUGGCGAGUUAGCAAAGCUAGGUAAGACGAUUUCAAGAGCUGUCCGUUGCACCAAUUCGAUGAUGCUGGUGAUGAGAGGAAUUCUCCGAUACAUCCGCACCAUGAAGGCAGAAGAUCCGCAAGCUUCGGAUCGAAAGAUGCUCAUUUUGCUGUACCAGACGAGCACUGUCGUCACGGACUUGCCAAUUGCCAUUACCGUUUGCAUGGGAAAACCAGUGCCAUCAAAUCUUCGAAUGUCACAGUAUGUAUUGUCUACGGCGCAGUGGGUGUUAAUGCAAGCCCUUGCUAAUAACGCUAGUAUCAUUUCAAAUUGGCAACACUUCAAGGCUUUCCUCACGGGAGCCAACUUUACUGAAGCUGCAGUAGAAAUUACAGAGGGAGAGAUCUCAUCGCUUGAGACAGCAAUGAAGCAGAACUCAAGCUGUGGAGGCGAUCUCAUGUCCUUGACUGGACGAGUCUGGUUGACUGUGAACGGGUACAGGGAAGACGUCCCCGGCAUCACGGACGAUGAAAUUCGACUAAAGAUUAGUGACUCAAACCUUGUCAAGUACGAUGUGCCCACGGUGACCAACAACUGCAUGCAGCAAAUGGUUUCUGAAUCGAAUGUGGCGACUGCCUACACAACUCGUGAAACCUUACGCAAAACCUUCGGUGUUAUUAUCAACGACCUGAUAAAGUCCGGGAAAAGCGACAAUGGGACUUCUUUGGAAGAGAAAGAACGAGCAUUCAGGACAAUUGACAUGGGAUUCUCCACUCUCGCUGCAACGUUAAUGGACCCCACGCGCAUCACGUUGCUGUUAUCAGAGUUUAUCCAGACGAUUUGUGGCCCAACCCAGUUCAUGGGCGAGAUCGAUGACGGCACGGAAGCUGCCACACUGGGCUUGAAUACACUGGAGGAUGCCUUCAAAGGCAGCAGCAGCUCUUGGACCAAGAAGGGAGACGGCGUUGUCAUUAUCAACUUCACAAGCACAGACGAAAAAGACGUGAGCGUGAAUAUCAUGUCUGGUGGAGACAAAGUUGAUGAGGUGGCUGUCAAUGCUGGGGAAACUGUCCAGUGGAAGUCGAGCAUUCAAGUAUUAGGGGGCAAGACAUUGUAUCUUGACCGUUGGCGUCCAGGAUUUCUAGGUCUUCCUGGUAAAGGAGGUGGCUCUCUUGUUCUUUGGGUCCCGAAAGGAUCUCAGGGUGGUCAUCUAGAGAUUGAUGCGAAACUCAAUGUAAGCUAG